Messenger RNA from Ceutorhynchus assimilis (cabbage seed weevil), 684 nucleotides. NCBI's taxonomy places the organism in Eukaryota, Metazoa, Arthropoda, Insecta, Coleoptera, Curculionidae. The record is from the annotation of a GenBank genome assembly.
AUGAAUGAUGGCAGACAAUACAUUGACCCAGAUGAUAUAGAUAUUCACGAAACUCAACGGCUCGAGAUCUAUCCCGUUGUUGUGAGUAGGCACUUUAUGGUACGUGUAAAUGCGCUUAUGCAGUUCCUUAAAACCGAUGUUGAAAUAUUCGGUGGUAGAGUAAGAGACUAUUGGUGGAGAGUAGAGUUUCAAAAUAAAGAAUGUCCUCAUCUGCAUAUGGUUAUUUGGGUGGAAGAUCACCCACCUGAAGGAAUAGCUCGCAUUGAUACAGUAUGUAGUACUGCCACUCCUUCUGAAAAUUCAGAACUAAUGAUGAGCCCGAUAGAAAACGUAGUGCCCACUCAUGUCGAUGUAAGCACCGAAACUGUGCAGGUUCAGCUGCGAAACAAACAAGAUCGAUCCAGGGACCUUUUUGGUGUUCAAUUAGAAGUAACCAGUUUGCUUCUAGAAGCCGAAAGAAGAAAACUUUCAGUCCUCCAAAAAGAACUGAAAAUAGCCCUCGAAGAGGGCGGCUCGAUUAAAGCAAAGGAACACCAGAAACAGGAACUGCUAGUCGCCAUAGCGCGGAUUCAAGCGCAACACGAUCACUUGGACAAAGAGUACAGGGAGCACGCGCUAGGAGCGCUGAUAUCGGCCAACUCGCGCGGUUUUGGAAAGGUAACGAUUCAUUUAUUUUGCUUAUAG